Nematocida homosporus is the source of this 981-nucleotide messenger RNA. RefSeq lists its product as uncharacterized. The coding region runs from base 1 to 981 and encodes 326 amino acids. The record is from RefSeq and is a predicted model, not a curated record. The transcript has a single exon. NCBI's taxonomy places the organism in Eukaryota, Fungi, Microsporidia.
AUGCAAGAAGUCUACAGGGAGCACAUGCCACUUACGGCACUACUAAACAUUCAAGGCAACGUUCUAGUUGGUGGGGGAGGCGGAAAUGUCCAAUUUGGCUUUCCCAACCAAAUCGUUCUAGUUAGUCCAUCUAAGGCCGUUCUGGCCAAGCAAGACGUUCGUACGGUCGUAAUAUCUCUUAAUGGCUCAGCAGAUGCCGUCAUCGUAUCUUAUGGUGAUUCUUUUGAUCUUUUUGAAAUUGAUAAGGACUUAUCUACUUUGAUUGGACCUUUCCCCCUACCUAAUGGCUGUAUUUCAGCUGUAAUCUGUGGUUCUACUCUCUACUAUUUACUGAGCCGGCGUUUGUACUCUUUGCCCAUUUCUGGGUUUAUUAAAGGCGCCUCGCCCGGUCUGAUGGCUUUACCGGCAACUAUGCGGACAACAGAUACGGUUAUUCGUUUAUUUAGUGGUGAUUCCGGUGUAGAUUGCCUAGUUCAAAGAGAAGGCGACUAUCUACUUAUUAACAACCAGUCAGUUUCUGCUUUAGAAGAUAAGAUAAGCUACUAUACUAGAGAAGGAGAGUCACUGGCAUACAUAAUACAACGAUCGGAAGAAAGGACAGGUAUAACCAUGCAGUACCAGAACAAAGUCUACCAAGUGAUUGAGUCGCGGUGUAUUUGUGUUUGUGCCUUAGGCCAGGGCUUGUUUGUCGUUGGUGAUGGAGAUGGGAGUUUAAUUGCUUAUCGUCGGGGCCGGGAAGUCUGGCGGAAGAAGGUUUCCCAUUCACCGAUUACUUCGAUUAGCCGGGUAGAACGAGGGGGUUUGAUGUGCUGUACUAUUCAUGGGGACUUGAUUAGUACGGGUGUAGGUGGAGGUAUGCGUGGCUGGGGUUUAGGAGUGGCAGUAGUGGGUUUAGGAGUGCUAGGUGGGGUAGGAGCUAAGUACUGGGCGAUGGGUGUGUUAAGUCGGGGUUUAGAGAUCGUUCGGAGCUGGUUUGGGUAA